This is a messenger RNA of Sciurus carolinensis (gray squirrel), 4561 nucleotides long. RefSeq names its product hephaestin (gene Heph). Gene Ontology annotation, cellular component: plasma membrane. Gene Ontology annotation, biological process: iron ion transport. Gene Ontology annotation, molecular function: oxidoreductase activity; copper ion binding. The transcript is spliced from 22 exons. Lineage: Eukaryota; Metazoa; Chordata; Mammalia; Rodentia; Sciuridae. The record is from RefSeq and is a predicted model, not a curated record. Bases 358 to 3843 code for a protein of 1161 amino acids.
GAAAAGAGGGCACCCAGCUCUUUCCCCUCCCCCAUUCCACACACCCCAGUAACCCCCGCCAAACUGGAGUCCCGGACUUAAUUUAUGAGAAAGGCCCUGUAACCCAGGAUACUGAGUGAACAGGGCGGGCAGGCUCAGGCUGGGGUCUGCAGUUCAGCAUCAAUGGGCCGCUGACAUGAAUAUGGAAGGGUUUUCUCUAGCAAAGGACGAAGAAAGAACAACAAAGAGUUAAGAAAGCAGAGGACCAAAAGGUGAAUCUUUUUAAAAAACUUUUUUAGGUGUACAUGGACACAAUACUUUUAUUUAUUUUUUUGGAGUGGUGAGGUUCGAACCCAGAGCCUCACAUGUGUUAGAAUAAUGUGGGCCAUGGAGCCAGGCCAUCUCUUCUGGGCUCUGUUGUUCAUGCAAUCCUUGUGGCCUCUACUGACUGAUGGAGCCACCCGAGUCUACUACCUUGGCAUCCAGGAUGUACAAUGGAACUAUGCUCCCAAGGGAAGAAAUGUCAUUACAAACCAGACUCUGGAAAGUGACUCAGUGGCUUCCAGUUUUCUAAAGUCAGAUAAGAACCGGAUUGGGAGCACCUACAAGAAGACCAUCUAUAGGGAAUACAAAGAUGGCUCAUAUAUGGAAGAAGUGGCCCAACCUGAUUGGUUGGGCUUCCUGGGGCCAGUGUUACAUGGUGAGGUGGGGGAUGUCAUCCUUAUCCACCUGAAGAAUUUUGCUGCUCGUCCCUAUACUAUCCAUCCCCAUGGUGUUUUCUAUGAGAAAGACUCGGAAGGCUCCCUAUACCCAGAUGGUUCUUCUGGGCUCCUGAAAGCUGAUGACUCUGUUCCCCCGGGAGGCAGCCAUACCUACAACUGGACCAUUCCAGAAGGUCAUGCACCCACCAAUGCUGACCCAGCAUGCCUCACUUGGAUCUACCAUUCUCAUGUAGAUGCUCCACGAGACAUUGCAACAGGCCUCAUUGGACCACUUAUCACCUGUAAAAAAGGAGCCCUAAAUGGGAAUGCCCCUCCUCAGCGGCAGGAUGUGGACCAUAGUUUCUUCCUGCUCUUCAGUGUGGUGGAUGAGAAUCUUAGCUGGCACCUUGAUGAGAACAUUGCCACUUACUGCUCAGACCCUGCCUCAGUGGACAAAGAAGAUGAAGCCUUUCAAGAGAGCAACAGGAUGCAUGCGAUCAAUGGCUUUGUAUUUGGGAACUUACCAGAGCUGAGCAUGUGUGCACAGAAGCAUGUGGCCUGGCAUUUGUUUGGCAUGGGCAAUGAAGUGGAUGUUCAUACAGCUUUCUUCCAUGGACAGAUGCUGACCACCCGUGGACACCGCACUGAUGUGGCUCACAUCUUUCCAGCUACCUUUGUGACUGCUGAGAUGGUUCCUCAGAAGCUUGGUACCUGGUUAAUUAGCUGUCAAGUGAACAGUCACUUGCAAAAUGGCAUGCAGGCACUCUACAAGGUCAACUCUUGCUCCAUGGCUCCUCCUGUGGACCAGCUUACAGGCAAAGUUCGGCAGUACUUCAUUGAGGCCCAUGAGAUUCGAUGGGACUAUGGCCCAAUGGGGCAUGAUGGCAGUACUGGGAAAAGUCUGAGAGAGCCAGGAAGUGGUUCAGAUAAGUUCUUCCAGAAGAACUCCAGUCGAAUUGGAGGUACUUACUGGAAAGUUCGAUAUGAAGCCUUCCAAGACGAGACAUUCCAAGAGAAGUUGCAACUGGAAGAAGAUAAGCAUCUUGGAAUCCUCGGGCCAGUGAUCCGGGCUGAAGUGGGUGACACCAUCCAGGUGGUCUUCUACAACCGUGCCUCCCAGCCAUUCAGCAUGCAACCCCAUGGGGUCUUUUAUGAGAAAGACUAUGAGGGCACUGUGUACAAUGAUGGCGCGUCUCAGCCUGGCUUGGUGGCCAAACCUUUUGAGAAAGUAACAUAUCACUGGACAGUGCCCCCCCAUGCUGGUCCCACUGCUCAGGAUCCUGCCUGUCUCACCUGGAUGUACUUUUCUGCUGCAGAUCCCAUAAGGGAUACAAACUCUGGCCUGGUGGGCCCCCUGCUGGUGUGCAAGGCUGGUGCCUUGGGUGCAGAUGGCAAGCAGAAAGGGAUGGAUAAAGAAUUCUUUCUCCUCUUCACUGUGUUGGAUGAGAACAAGAGCUGGUACAGCAAUGACAAUCAAGCAGCUGCUCUGUUGGAUUCCCGCCUGCUCUCAGAGGAUGUCAAGGGCUUCCAGGAGUCCAAUCGGAUGCAUGCCAUUAAUGGGUUUCUGUUCUCUAACCUGCCCAGGCUGGACAUGUGUAAGGGUGACACAGUGGCCUGGCACCUGCUUGGCCUGGGCACAGAGACUGAUGUGCAUGGAGUCAUGUUCCAGGGCAACACUGUGCAGCUUCAGGGCAUGAGGAAAGGUGCAGCUAUGCUCUUUCCUCACACUUUUGUUAUGGCCAUCAUGCAGCCUGAUAACACUGGAAUAUUUGAAAUUUACUGCCAGGCAGGCAGCCACCGAGAAGCAGGGAUGAGGGCCAUCUAUAAUGUAUCCCAGUGUCCUGGCCGCCAUGUCAGCCCUCGCCAACGCUACCAAGCUGCAAGAAUCUACUACAUCAUGGCAGAAGAGGUGGAGUGGGACUAUUGUCCUGACAGGAGCUGGGAACUGGAAUGGCAUAACAAGUCUGAGAAGGACAGUUAUAGUCACAUCUUCCUGAGCAACAAGGAUGGUCUUCUGGGUUCCAGAUACAAGAAAGCUGUAUUCAGGGAAUAUACUGAUGGUACAUUCAGGAUCCCUCGGCCAAGGUCUGGAUCAGAGGAGCACUUAGGAAUUUUGGGUCCACUUAUCAGAGGAGAGGUUGGUGAUAUCCUGACUGUGGUGUUCAAGAAUAAUGCCAGCCGCCCUUACUCUAUGCAUGCCCAUGGAGUGCUAGAAUCUGGUACUGGCUGGCCACGGGCUGCUGAGCCUGGUGAGGUGCUCACUUACCAGUGGAACAUCCCAGAGAGAUCUGGUCCUGGACCCAACGAUUCUGCUUGUGUUUCCUGGAUCUACUAUUCUGCAGUAGAUCCCAUAAAGGACAUGUAUAGUGGCUUGGUGGGGCCUUUGGCCAUCUGCCGUAAGGGUACCCUGGAACCCCAUGGAAGACGAAAUGACAUGGACCGUGAAUUUGCCUUGUUAUUUUUGAUCUUUGAUGAGAAUCAGUCUUGGUAUUUGGAGGAGAAUGUGGCAACUUACGGGCCCCAAGAGCGAGGCCAUAUUAACCUACAGGACGAGACUUUCUUGGAGAGCAAUAAAAUGCAUGCCAUCAAUGGGAAACUAUAUGCCAACCUCAGGGGUCUUAGCAUGUACCAAGGAGAACGAGUGGCUUGGUACAUGCUGGCCAUGGGCCAAGAUAUUGACUUACACACAGUCCACUUCCAUGCAGAGAGCUUCCUUUAUCAGAAUGGACAGAGCUACAGGGCAGAUGUGGUGGAUCUGUUCCCAGGGACCUUUGAGGUUGUGGAGAUGGUAGCCAGCAACCCUGGGACAUGGCUGAUGCAUUGCCAUGUGACUGACCAUGUUCAUGCUGGCAUGGAGACCCUCUUUACUGUCUUAUCCCCAAAAGAACGCUUAAGUACCAUCACUGCUAUCACCAAAGAGAUUGGAAAAGCAGUGAUCCUAAAAGAUAUUGGAGAAGGCAAUGUGAGGAUGCUGGGCAUGCAGAUCCCCAUAAAGGAUGUCGAGAUACUGGCUUCUGUUUUGAUUGUCAUGGGCAUCAUCCUCCUGCUUGUUGCUCUGGCUCUUGGUGGUGUGGUCUGGUACCAGCAUCGACAAAGAAAGCUACGCCGCAACAGGAGAUCCAUCCUGGAUGAUAGCUUCAAGCUUCUGUCUCUCAAACAGUAAUAAUUGAAGCCUGGGGAUAUCCUCAGCAAGCACAUCUGGUUUGUACUCCCAGACCCCCAGGAGGCCAUGGACUAACAGUUAACUCUACUGUCAAAUGGGCAUGGGUGGUGGAGAAGCAGAGGAGGAAAUCAAAAUUACAUGUAUAUUUCUUCAUUUAUUUAUUUACAUGGAAAUUAUAUGCACUCACAUUUUUUUUUAGUUUCUUUUCUAUACUUUGGCACCCAGCACUAGGUAAGUCCCCUAGAAUCCUACACCAUGAAUUUCAGCAACUAUAUUAUAUCACCCUUCAAAUUUUAGGAAGCCUGGAAAUUCCUAAAAAGUAAUACUCUUCAAAAAGUAAAUACCAAAAGAAACUCAUCAAUUAGGUUUCUGUUGCUUUCUGGGAUGUAGGCAAGUUUACUUUUAACUGAGGUUAAGUGAGCUAUGAAGAAAACCCACAAUUAAACUAAAAACUAAGAAACAUAGGCAUGAUGGGGAAUUAGAGGUAGGGUGGUAGGGAUUGGGGAUCCAAAUUGUAUUUUGAUUCUCCUUGGCAAUGGACUAUUUUGGAGAAAUGAGUGGAUGGUUGGUUGCUACCAUGAGUACCAAGAACUGCCGGAGCCAGAAGCACUUAGAAAGCCAGUCCUUCAAGUUCCUACACAGUGGUACUGAAAGAAAUGUUGAGGGGCUUCUUUGUGUUUUGGGCCAAACAUUCUGUCCAUUAAAAUACUUGUUAGAA